Messenger RNA from Hermetia illucens (black soldier fly), 9572 nucleotides. Its product is annotated as insulin receptor substrate 1-like. Gene Ontology annotation, molecular function: insulin receptor binding; phosphatidylinositol 3-kinase binding. The record is from RefSeq and is a predicted model, not a curated record. The transcript is spliced from 10 exons. Gene Ontology annotation, cellular component: plasma membrane; cytosol. Lineage: Eukaryota; Metazoa; Arthropoda; Insecta; Diptera; Stratiomyidae. The coding region runs from base 1513 to 6642 and encodes 1709 amino acids. Gene Ontology annotation, biological process: insulin receptor signaling pathway.
ACUAUCAAAUGGCCGGAGACGGGGCAGAAUUGUUGCUCGUUAGUAGCUCGUCGCCAGCAUUAAUUGCGAGAUGUAUUUCCGAUACGCGUCCGUGUUGCGCGUGUAGCUUUCGGGGGCUUUGAUUGGAAUUUGAUUCUUAUCGAGUUAUCAAACUGUUCCGUAUUCAGCACAUUUCGGUGGCUUGAGUGCAUUCCCGUGUUCGAGAAUAGUCACACCGGCCCGGGUGAUUUGGGGCGCCGCGAUCGGUCCUAGCCUGUGUCUCUAUUGCCAAAUGUGGAUUAAACCAAACAAUUGUGCUGUGUCAUUUGUAACAUUACGGCCAGCGUGAAUGUUUGCCAACGCAUUUAGGUUUUGCGAGCCACGAAAUUCGCCGCUCCGCAGCAGCGAUCGUUGGACCCCAAAAGCUGCUCGACUUUUUCCGUCUCGACAUACUUCUUGUGGUGGGUUGGGAAAUGUGUGGUGCUGAGGCCAAAUCUCGAUUGGAGUAUGUGCUCUAAUUUGUGAAUUACCUGCAAAUGGAAGAAUUGCGAAAAUUGGCAUGAAAUGUGCCUCGAACCACUUCACGCCGUCUGCUUGGAUUGGUGACGCCGCGGCUCCGUGCGAUGGGAGUGGUGGAGUGGUGAACAGUGAUCGACUCGGAUGAGGAGUCAAUUUGCGAAUUGAAAAGGUGCACAAAUAUGUAAACAUAAUGGCAAAUUGGAGCGAAUGAUUGCCUGAAAUUGUGUGAAAUGGAAGGAAAACGAAACUCGGCCGGCGGAAGAUAAUAUGUGAUAGAAGGGAACAGAAUCGGCGGUGGCUUUGUCGUUCGCUAUGAGAAUUUAUGCGAAUAAAAAUGUCGACGCUUGCGUAAUCACUUUGCGGUUUUCGUACACAUCUAUUUUUUGUGUGUAGAGGCGUGCGAUCGCGCUAGAUUUUUCCGUCUGAAUUCGAAUCAGAUUGAAAGUGGAGGAACGCUGUCCGGGCGGAAUGAAUGAAUGAUCGGGAAACAGGCGUGGAUGGCAUGAAAACCUGGGAAAAUUGAAACCGGUGUCGCUGCUGCUCGGUGUGUCUGUGCAAUUCAUUGUCCUAAUUUCGGUGUUAGAGGGCGGAAUAGCGACGGGGGAAUACAUACACGACAACCGCCAAUACACUUUGAUACGUUCUACCAAAAAUAACUGAUAAAAAGUGCUAAUCAUAAUAAGAGUGCACCAAACUUCACGGAAAGUGGAGAAAAGUCAUUUUUAUUUUUAUCUCAAUUAUUUUCAUGUGAUUUAAAUCUGCCUACAAAUAACCGCGAUAAUAAAUACUUUUAUUUGUACCCCCACGACCCUGCCUGCCCCAAGUGCGGCUGGCAACUUCGCAGACGCACAGUGUUUCUCUUGCCCAGGAGAUUAUUGACGUACAACCAUAGAGAUAUCAGGAGAAACGUUAAAUCUUCCAAAAAUCAAUAGCACAAAAGCAGUUAUCAUUAAUUCACAUGGGAUUCUGUGGCGUUGUUUUACGGCUACGUGGUCCACAUCGAACCUGUCCAAAAUGACGUCACAUUCAUCAUCAACGAAUUCAAAUAAUCCAAGCAGUGGCAACCGCGACGGUGUUGUCCUGCAGGGCUAUCAUAAAAAGCUAAAAACUAUGAAAAAGAAAUAUUUUGUGUUGUACUCGGAGAAUGGUGUGAAAUCAGCUCGUCUCGAAUACUAUGAUAGUGAAAAGAAAUUCAAAGCACGUUCAAGUCCGAAGCGUAUUAUCAUCUUAAAGAAUUGCUUUAAUAUUAAUCGUCGUUUGGACACAAAACAUAGCAACGUGAUAGCUUUAUCGACUAAGGAGGAGGUUUUCUGCAUUGUGCUGGAAACAGAAGCAGAAUUGAAUGAAUGGUUACGGGCGCUUUUGGCCCUACAACGCGGUGAAGAUACAGAAUCGGAUCCACCGAAACCAUUUUUCGAACACGUUUGGCAGGUCCAAAUGCAACGAAAAGGAAUAGCCGAAGAGAAGGGGCUUGUCGGAAAAUAUUAUGUAUGCCUAACGACUAAAUCAGUAACUCUAGUCCGAAUUGGGGCUCAAACAACAACACUUGGCGAAAAUCGGCCAGCUAGUGUGGAAUUUUAUCUAACAACCAUAAGGAGGUGUGGUGAUUCACAAUGCUUUUUCUUCAUGGAAGUUGGGCGGCAUAGUGCCCUUGGUGCUGGCGAAUUAUGGAUGCAAACAGAGGACUCGCUUAUUGCGCAAAAUAUGCAUACAAUGAUAAUAAGUGCGAUGUCUUCGUCAAAAAACAUAGAUGAUGGUUUUGGUCCAAUGUCGCGGAAACGCUCGUCGUCAGCUAAUGAGGCAUCGAAACCCAUUUCAAUGACAUACCGACGGCAAACGCAUUCUGGUACCAAACCAAUGAAUUCAUCACCACUGAACGAAAGUGCGAGUGCAGCUUCAUCUACUAUUAGUUCUACUAGUACUGUCAUUCAGAAUCCAAUCAUAAAACCAUCAACAAGCAAAGCGCUGGAAAUAUCCCAAACUUCGGUUUCCACAAACAGCUUAAAUCCUUCCACAACCACUCAACAAGAUUUAACUAAUCCCCAACAAUCUGCAAUGACAACAAUGUGUCACCAGAGAACACUAUCGUUGCCUAAUGGUGACCGAUCCGUUAAUGACGGAAUCAACGCAACCAACGCUAGUACAAAACUACUUAUUCAUGCCACUAUCACACACGAUAUAAAUGGAACAUCAGAGAACAAUAACGGUUGUAAUGAACAACAAUACGUACAACCAUGCCAUCAACGUACUCGAUCACUCCCUUUAACAGAGGAGACUUCUUGUGAAAUUGGUUCAUUUCACCCAUCAUCUCUGGCAUCAACAGCGGCUGCACUAAGAUCAUUUUCUAAUAACAAUAAUUUGUUAGCGAAGAAUCACUGCAAAAGUUACCCAAAUCGCAUGGGAAACUCUAAGAUAAACGGUUCCUCCUUGUCUUGUACGCCUACUUUGCUGGCGUCGAGUUCAUCUACUUGUAGUGGCCAUUCGAUGGGUAACAUGAAUAGUGUAAGACGAAAAUUGAGUUGUUCAGGACAAUUCGGAGGAAAUGGAAUAGGAAUUAACGUCGUACAUUAUAUGAAUGGGCAUAGUGUUGAUGAAGUUGUUCGCAACGGCAUGAAUGAUAAAAACAAUAAUAGCAAUGUCGCGACUACUGCAGACUCUACAAAUCGUAUAUCUGCGGAAUUGAAUGCAGCAUCUUCCGAUGCUGUCAUAAAUACUAUUUCAAUGAGAAAUGGUCUGGUCACUAUCAACAACUCGUCAAAGCCGUGCGCUAAUAACGCUUCUGCGAGUAUAGGUUCAACAACGACAUUAACGAAUCCGGUUAUUAUGAAAAGUAAUAAAUGCAGCUCACCCACGCUUCUACGAAGGGGCCGGAACAUUCGUUCAUCGCGAAUUGUGGCAAUUGGUCGCGAUCGUUGCGAUAGUUUGCCAUCAUCAAGACAUCGAACAGCUAGUGAAUGCAGUAACUCUCAAUCAAUUACAAAUUCAUCUAUGCCGCCGCCAGCACGGCCAGUACUUUCUAACCGGCCACUUUCUAUGUGUAUUAGUAGCAGACAUCAUAGUCCUCCGCUGAGCACGCUAAGUCCUUCAACCGGAUGUUCAGAAAGCGAUGGAUCGUCGUUGAGCAUUGAUGAAACGGAUAGUUGCGUUCGACCAAUAACACCAGACGAAAGUGGAAAUUUUGUGGGACGAUAUUUCAAUUCACAUCCCUCUGAUGGAGUUAUACCCGAGGAAAAUUAUGACGACCCAUGGUUUAUAGACAAAUCAAAUGUUCGCACACUGGACAACAUGAAUAAUGCCAAUGGACGCUUAACAUUACCGAUAUCGACUACACACAGUGUUCAUAGUAUGCGUAAAACGAGCCCGGCUGCUUCUCAAGCUGGUUCUGUUGAUAUGCAAAGUCAAUAUAUGGACAUGUUCAGCCCGUAUAGUCCACCUGGGACAUCACCCUGCGAUCAAACUGUGAGUGGAUUUAUGCCAGUCUCGCCAAGCACAGACUUUCCUCGGGGUUUGUAUACGGGAAGUUCGGGAGGUCACAGUCGCGCAUCGAGCUUAGCAGAAGAAACAGUAGAUGGCUAUGUACCAAUGUGUCCCACUCAAUUGCAAGAUUAUGUAGAUAUGGAGCAAUCGUCGAAACAUCACACUGGCGGAGCACUGAGCUCAGCGGCUUCCAGUUGUAGUAUAACAUCGGGUACACCAUCGACUGAUAUAAGAUUUGCCGAGUACCCAUUAGAUAAAGUGAAGUCAAGGUUUACUCCAGACGAUGAAGAUCUACAUCCUGCAAACGAGCGACCAAUUCGUGCAUAUUCAGUUGGCAGUCGUCCUGAGCAUAUCAAACGUAAACUUCGAGUCGAAGCUCCGAACACAGCUGAUCAGAAUAAUUCAAGGGUUCGAGCUUUUUCCGUCGGCUCGCGUGCUACUAAAGUUCCACGAUGUGAUCUGUAUCGCAACGUUCUAGGUCCUAAUCCAAUAUCCUGUCAAGUCAAUAAUAACAAUAUCAAUAAUAACAACAACUUAAGUGACAUUUUAGGUGGAAAUAAUAAAAAUAAGAAAUCAUCCAGUGCACCUAUCCUAGUUCAUAAAAGUCAGAACUCUGUAGACCGCAUGAGCGAUUUGAUGGAGAUAGACUUUUCAAAGAAUUCCGAAAAUCAUAAUACCAGUAAUAUGAAUAGUAAUAGCCAACAUCAAAGCCAUAGUCACAGCCAAACAACGACAGCAGCAGCACGAUAUUCAUCUUAUCCAUUAUCAGUUCCUAGUGCCCAGCAAAAGCGAGAGUUCUUUGAAAAUUCUCCGAAGGCCAAUUCUUCUGGUUAUUUAGAAAUGAAACCAGGAAGUUUAACGGAGAAGCCUUCACCGACCUCGGGCCAUAAAUCGAUGGAUAGUAGCGGUUAUUUGGAAAUGAGACCAAUUGGUGCAACUAGGACAUCCAGCCUAUCCAGUUCCCCGAUUAAAGCGUCAACGAGUGCUCCAAAGUCGAUAUCAAGUGUAACUGAAGAGGCGAACUAUACGAAUAUGUCGCCUAGCAUACCAUUUGUAAUGCAGAGAAUGGACUCUGAAGACUAUAUGAAUAUGAGCCCACAUGAUAAGCACUGGGAUAUAGAUAAUUACCCUAGAAAAUCAACAAGCACUCCUGACGGUUACAUGGAAAUGUCAUUCAAUAAAAAUCGAAGUACUGAUAGCGAACAUUCUGUGAGUAAAGGACCUACGGGCAUCAACUUGUUAGGGGAAGUGCGCAACGCUUCUUUACCAAUUGACAUUGUUUCGAAGGAAAAAUCUGGUGGAUUGUCUUUUACCGAUAUCUUCUCAAAAUUCGCUCGUAGAAGUGAUUCGCACGAGAGCGAUGUCGUUGCCCCUAUACCGCUUCAUCCUAAUUCUAUUUUCUCAUUUAGUCCCGGAAGUCCAGUAAAAGGCUUCGUUCAAAAUGAUUUUGCACAACGAAAAUGUUUUGUAGAUGCUACUAGUGGAACGGUUACUUUGUCGGAACAGAAAGGCAACGCAGAAUCAGUUCGAAACCCGCAAGUGCCAGCGUUAGAUUCCAGUAUGGGGCAAAGUGCACGAGCACCGGACAAAGAGAAAAUUUUAAAUACUGAUGUGAACGCCUCUAAAAAGCCUGCUGAGAGUGUGGAGGCCUUGAGUAACGAUUAUGCAGAUAUGUCACUAGGUUCUGGCAAUCCUAAGAAAAAAGAAAGUGUUGAGGAAAUGUCAGUCUCUGAUUACGUAAAUUAUAUUCCUCCCACUACAACGGCUGCCCCUAAACCUAUUAAAGUUGCGCCUAAACAUGACUAUGCCAUUAUGAGUCAGAGAAACUCGACAUUUGCAAAGAAAUUCGGUCAACAAAAUGUUCAAAACAAAAAGCAACUACUGGUGACGAUUGCCGGCGAUGGCUCAAACUCCUUCACCGGCUUCAAACCUAUUUCUUCGAGCACCGACGAAUCUUUGAAAAAUAGCUUGAAGGGAGUAAGUUCACCUAAGAGUGUAAAUCGACAGUUGUCUGACCAGUCUCGGCCUUUCGACGAUAACUCUUCAGGCUAUGAACUGUUGCAGAUGCGUAGCGAUAGCUCUCUACAGACAAAAAAGAUACUUUCUCGUCCGAAUUCCGUUAACAGCGAGAAGAUAUCGCCGUCUAAAACGAUUAAUCGACCGAACUCGGCGAACAGUGAGUGUAUGCCAUCAAUUUCGACUUCGUCUUCUACGUCAACGCUGUGCGGUUCGUCAUCGUCAUCGUCAACAUUAUGUGGUAGUAAAAGCCAAAGUCCUCUCACUAACUCUCGUCCGCAGUCAUUUAGCGAUACGGUUGUGGGAGGAGUGACAACAUCUCGUCCGGAAUCUGUCAGCUCAAUAGCGGAUCCCGCGAUGUCAUCGAGGCCUCCAUCAGUAAGUUCUGAGCGUGAAAUACUCUAUGCAACCCUAGAUCUGCCGCCAUCAUCAAACAACUUUAUAUCAUCGCCCACAUGUAAUGUGGAUCGCACUAGUAGCACGAAUGUCAGGGGAAAUUCGUCGACGUCCGGAGAGUCAUCAACUAGUCCCAGUCCUAAUGCGAAUGGCGGCCAGCAGCAACCGACAUUUGGCUACGCCCAAAUAGACUUUGAUAAAUGCGAAAGCCUCAAGUUGGCUAUGAAUGCCGCGAAUAAUCAAAAGAAUCAAUAAUGUAAUUUAAAAGAGGAACUCUGAGUGGUGUUGUUUAAAUGAUGAAACGAUAUUGCUAUGGUUUUACUUCUUUUUGUUUUUAUUCAUGGAAACUGCCAAAACUGAAUUAUUUAUGAACACUAGAAAAUCGACAGGAAAAUAGCUGCUUUGCGAGAACCUUUACACCAGAGUAAUAGAAAAAAUAGGAAAAUCAAAUACUGGUAGGCUUUAUGUAAAAGAAUCUUAAUCUGUUCCCGCUCCUGUUUUAAUUUUUUAAUUAAGUGCUUCAAAGUGUCUACUUUAUUAUUAUUGUUUCUAAUCAAAUCAACCAAUCAAUCAGAGGUAAGGCGAGAAGACAUAAGUGCAUGAUGAUGUAUGUAGUGCGGUACAUAGGAUCGGAAUGCAUGUAUUUAGCUAUCACCGCGUGCACUGCAGAAAACGUUCAGACGUUCAGAGAGAAAUCUUGAUGAAAGCAAAAUACGAAAGUCUUGUUUCUACUAAGUUAUAUACAUUCUUCCUAUUAAAUGCAAUUAUAUAUUUUUCCUCUUUUUUGUUACUUUUACAUUAUUGAAUUAUAUGUAAAAAUUAAACUAAUAUCUACCCACUACUACGUUAAUACAAGUUAUCGCUACUAUUAUUGUGUAUAUUGCAAUGAAAAAGAAAUGAUUUUAUUAUAAAUGGAACAAAGUUGCAUUUUUUGUUUGUGUGAUUGAUUAUUUUGUAAUUACGGACGGGAAGUUUGAGCGUUGAUCCAAUGAAAGGAUGUUUUUUGCUUUGUCCUUAGCAAAUACUUGUAGUGUUUGAACUGAACCAGUUAUUUUUUGAUUGGGAUUUGUGGGAUGUGUGGGAAGCGUAUAACGCCCACUCACCAUUUCGUUGGGGGAUGUUGAUAUUGAAAAUGAGAAAUUUGAAAAAGUGAGAAUUGAAUGCCUUUUGUUUAGAUUUGUUAAUAUACUUUGUUUCUUUUACAUAUGUACGCAUAUGUCGUGUUUAUUUUUUUUAAUCUGCCCAAAUAGGUGAUUGGUAAGAAUAUGUCAUGAAAAGAAUUGAUGCAGGAUUCAUUUGCGUGUAACUUCUGUUAGAUACACGAAUUGUUUCAGAUAGCAAUAGUUCAUUUCAAUUUAUCGUAUAUUUUUGGUUAGAGUUUUGCUUUUUUUCUAAGUAUAAUGCAACAAGAAAUAUAUAUAAAGCUGUUGUGAAUUAACUCUCCCCACGAGCAUUCAAUAUUGUAAUCGCAUCUAAUUCUUAUAAAAACUGUUAAAACUAAAAAUACAAUUGUGCAGUUUCGUAUCAAUAGACGCGACCUUUUAAGGGGGUUUCCUAUGUGCCGCGCGAUAUUUUAUCCCGUUUUUAGAAUGUUUUUUGGCAAUAAAUAAAUGUAAUCUUUCUAUAUGUCAUUAUUGGGAUCUUGAAUUCUGGUAUACAAUUUUUAAUUGACGAAUUUGUUAAUCAUUUGUAUUUGUUUUUUUACGGUCAAAGCGGGUCUUCUAAAAAAAGUGAGUUGCUGGUGGGAAGCACAACUCCAUUUGUAGUAAGCUGCAGCCAAAAAUUGAAACGCUUUCUUAUUCUGUGUACUAUUGCCGCUAUGGCCCGAACCACAAAUAAAAAUAAGAUAUUAUUAACGGAAGGAAAUAAUCGUGGUUCGGGUAAGAACUACAUAUAUUUAAAAUAUUAUGUAAAAAUUUGAGCUCGAUCGGUUGAACAGAAUUUUAGUUGUGCUUGCCACUAGCUUUCAUUUUUCGGUUUUGAGAAAAAUGCGUUUAAAGUUUUCAUUUGGUAUGCACCCCAACAUGGCUUUUUUAUUUUCUAUUUGUUGUAACUUGGUAAAUGUUUCGAAAUUCGAUCGGGAAUUUCGGCUGCAUACUACCAAUACAUUCUGCUUUCAAAAUAUACACAUAUAAAAGAAAAAUCGAUUUCUGGAAACCGUCGCAUAGGAAAACUCCCUUAAAAUUCGGUAGGUAUUUUCGAUAAUUGCUUCAAAGAUAUAUCGCAUAUUCUCCAGUGGUGUUCAACGGAUUUUUCGCGAAAAUUAUAAUAUUAGGUUAAAGAAAAUGACUUCGUAUAUUUUCAUUGCAUUCGAAUUAAUCUUUAGGUUUUGUGUAAAAAAAGUCUUAUUAAAAUUGGUUUAUUGUCUGCCUGUAUGUCUGCCACAUGCACUACUCCCAACAAUGGCUACAUCGACUCAAACGAAAUUUGGUGGGCAUAUUAAAAUUAAAAGUCUGGCGCAUACAGUGAGUGGCGCGCAAUUGUGCGGAGUUUAAAAGAGGCUCCCCAUAUAUGCAAAACGAGCUUGAAAAAUGGAUGGAAAGUUUCGACUGAUACUUUCAUUAGUAGAUUUUAAUUUUGAUAUCGGUGGCGGAAUAGGGAAGCAAACAGGCAAAGAGUACAAACUCAAAGUGAAAUAGGAUUAAUUUUUACAAAAUUUUCGUUUAUAUGAAAUCUAAGGAUCAGAAUAUAUCCCAUUCCAAUAUAUACCAUAUUCAAAUAAAUUAAAUAGUAGUAUAUUACCAAAUUUCUGAAAUUGAUCAGAAAAUCCCAUUGAGUUCGUCCUAGGGGUAUCAAAUUGACUGCAGCAUGAAAAUUGAUAUGGUCUAUAGUACUGGAAAGUUUCGUGCAAAUUCAGCUAUUACUAACAAAGUUAUAGCAGAUUGAAGUUAUCAAUUUCGUACAAAUUUAGUACAUCUUAAUCGACAGACAUGUAAUGUUGCCGCUAUAAUUAACCUGGAUCGUAUUGAUAUACUUCCCAGAAUGAAUCACAUAGUUGAAUCUUCAGCUAUGUGAGAUUGUCAUGUUAGUUACUACCGUACCCACAUAAGAAAACACGCAGCCUUUCAUGCAGCUUUCAGUUUCCUGAUUUGUUUAAUAAUAAUAAUAAUCGUAGGCGCAACAAUCCAUGUUGGAUCAGGGCCUUGAAGUGUGUUAGAGUACUUCAUUCAAGACCGUAACGGUAC